Messenger RNA from Phyllostomus discolor (pale spear-nosed bat), 887 nucleotides. It is a transcript of the gene GPHA2, whose product is annotated as glycoprotein hormone subunit alpha 2. NCBI's taxonomy places the organism in Eukaryota, Metazoa, Chordata, Mammalia, Chiroptera, Phyllostomidae. Gene Ontology annotation, cellular component: extracellular region. Gene Ontology annotation, biological process: cell surface receptor signaling pathway. Bases 40 to 747 code for a protein of 235 amino acids. The record is from RefSeq and is a predicted model, not a curated record. Gene Ontology annotation, molecular function: hormone activity; hormone receptor binding. The transcript has 3 exons.
GAAGCAGCCCUGCGAAGGCCUGGGGUCCUGCAGGCCCAGAUGGGCAGGUGGAGGGAGGCAGAUGUUUGCGCCCCAUGUGGUGGCAGAAAUGCAAGGGGACAUCACCCCAGUGGGCUGACACACAAGUCACAUCCAGAGACAGUGGCUCACACUGACACCCACCUAGAGAGACACAGGCAGACACCCUCAGCCCAAGGCAGGUGCAGGGAAGACAGCCCCACUCACAGGCCCGCCUCACCCCAGCCAGGCAGCCCAGCCCAGCCCCGCCCGUUCACCUGGACGCAGGCGGCCUUUAAAGAGCUCCCCAGCACCCCUGCACACCCACCUGCAGACACCUGUCUGCCCGCUGUGUUUCAGGUGCCCAUGGCGUCCCCCCGAACCCUGCUCUCCUGCCUGCUGUUCCUGGUGAUCGCUGAAGGCUGGGGUCAGCGGGCGGCCGUCCCUGGCUGCCACUUGCACCCCUUCAAUGUGACAGUGCGAAGUGACCGCCAGGGCACCUGCCAGGGCUCCCACGUGGCACAGGCCUGUGUGGGCCACUGCGAGUCCAGCGCCUUCCCUUCCCGGUACUCCGUGCUGGUGGCCAGCGGCUAUCGACACAACGUCACCUCCGUCUCUCGGUGCUGCACCAUCAGCGGCCUGAGGAAGGUGAAGGUGCAGCUGCAGUGUGGGGGGGCCCGGAGGGAGGAGCUGGAGAUCUUCACGGCCAGGGCCUGCCAGUGUGACAUGUGUCGCCUCUCACGCUUCUAGCCCACCCCUGCCCGCCCUCUCCCUCCGCUUGGUCAGAGGGACCGAGUUGGAGGACUCCCAUCUGUCCUCAGCCUCAUUGGGGACGGCAGCUUCCACCCUCGUAAGGUUCCGUGACUGUCACCUCCUGAAAAGAGGGGCAC